This is a messenger RNA of Dreissena polymorpha, 2034 nucleotides long. RefSeq lists its product as uncharacterized. Lineage: Eukaryota; Metazoa; Mollusca; Bivalvia; Myida; Dreissenidae. The coding region runs from base 678 to 1097 and encodes 139 amino acids. The record is from RefSeq and is a predicted model, not a curated record. The transcript has 4 exons.
GUUGUUUUUGAUUUGCAUUCACAAUCAUGAUAAAUUUGAAUUCUUUUUGCAGUCACUGAUUAUCUUUCUUAUAUUUAAGAGGUGUGUCCAAGAGAGACUACUUGAAAGCUCAGAAACAGCUGUUUGUACUUGAAUUUGUCUGUGGUCCGUGUAAGCGCAGUCAGGCGGUGAAUAUAUCUACAAAUGGAAUCGAAACAGCACUUCACUCAACACUGAUCAACGAAUCAACAACAAAUGAAGAUACAUAUUUUGGUACCUUUCAUCUAGAGCUCAGCUUAAACACCACAAAUGCUGAUAGUACCGUUGACAGUACCGCCGAUAGUUCCACUGACAAUACCACUGACCGUACGUUUGAUGUAAGCAGAGUCGACCCUCCAAACACUACAGCGUUUACGGAACCAUCCAUCAAUGGAAUGGACCUUCAAAUGUCCACCACCAACCUUGAGGAACCCAUUGGUGUCCAGUUUACAGUCAUUGAGUAGGGUACACUCAAGAAAUGCAACAAACUUGUGUCUUCCGAUGGAUUUGCUUACAUCAUUAAGAAGACCACUAAAAAGGCUGUGCAAUGGCGAUGUAACCAACGGCGUACUGGUCAGAUCUGUUAUGCCUCUGUUCGACAAGAGGGUGACAUAUUCAGCCGGGGAACCACGGCACACAAUCACCCAGCCGACCCACUGAUGGGUCAGAAGGUAGAGAUAAGCCGAGAUUUAAAACGUGUGGCACUCAGUGAUGUCCAUGAACCUACCGAUUCGUAUGUAGAAGGUCAGCUGAAGAAACAUUUCAAGGACCAUGUUUUCCAGAAUGGCGAAAUCCCCAAACCAGCAUCCUUAGCGCGUAAAAUGGACCGUGCACGCCAGCAAGUACGGCCAAAGGAAUCUGAAAAUCUAGAUUUUGAGGUUGACACUAACUUUCUUAAGGAUAAGUUCCUGGUAGGUGAUGUAUGGGUUGACGACAAUGGACAUAUAAUGUUUGCCACAAACCAACAACUUCAACUCCAUCAGAAUGCCAGGAAGUGGUACCUUGACGGGACAUUCAGGGUUGUCAAAAAGCCGUUCAAGCAACUUUGGUCAAUUCAUGCUAUUCAUACGGGAGGGUGAGUCAAUGAAACAGGUUCCGUUAAUGUUCGUUCUGAUGUCAGGACGCAGGAAACAGGACUACAUAGCCAUUUUACAGAAAUUACUUGACAUUCUUCCAGAAGCUCCUGCCGUUGAGUGCUUCUGUAUGGAUAGGUUUGUGGCAGGCACUUCGACAGGUAUUCCCUGGAACUGUUCUGAAAGGUUGCGCAUUCCAUUGGUCCCAAGCUGUGAUAAAAAAUAUGAAGGAAUAUGGUCUCACCAGAACGUACAGGGAACGUUCAACUCUGCACCAGCUGAUCAGUAAGCUGCUUGCUUUACCAUUCCUUCCCGGCAGGAAUAUUGUAAGAGCUUUUCCUUGCCUGAAAGAACGCGCUGAUACUUGUUCAGAAAAUGUCCGUGAUUUCUUUGAAUAUGUAGAACACACAUGGGUUGACAGCACACUUUUUUCAACGGAGGAGUGUUCUGUGUACAAGCAGCCUGUGCGCACCAAUAACAAUACAGAGGGCUGGCACAGGAAACUGAAUUCCGAAGGCUGGUAAAGGAUCACUACAGUUUUACGUCUUGGUACCACUUCUGCUUGAAGAGGCCAAAACGGUCAACAUCCAUCACCAGCUGGUAUCGCAGCAGUCCCUUAUAAGGAACAGAAGGGCUGUGUAUAUAUCAAUGGACCAGAGAGUUGGGGAGCUAUGGGACCAGUACGACAACCACGACAUUGCUUGUGAAGAGUUUCUGACAAGAGUCGGAGAAAUUUAUGGACGUAUUUAGGGAUUUAUGUAGAUUCGUAAGAGGAUACAUAAUGAUAGUGUGAAAGGCUUGUUUGUACAAUUUAUAUAAAUGUAAAUGUUGUAAAAUAUAUUUAUUAUUAUAUAUUUUCAUAGUCAUUCAUGAUAAGGAUCGUUAUUGAUUUUGAACAAUAGCUGUUAUAAUUUAUGUACAUAUUUUCUUUUAAAAUGAACUA